AAAAUCUGCAAAAUAUCCACGAAGGGCCUUCAACGCUUUGACCUACUUCAAGUCGAUUCGACUGAACAGCUGUCCUCGAAGGAUAGCCCGAAACUUCUGGGCGGCACCAAUCAUUAUGAUCAGUUACCUAAUAAAUAAGAAUUAAUAGUGAAGCUUUCAACCUCAUUUUGUAGUCGUGACUUAGACUUUCCUUCUUGUAGACUUCGAUGCGAAAAGACACGACUCUAGAAGCCCUUCUUUCUAAGACAAGCGGACGGGCAAAAGAGCGACCGUGAGGGCGGAGUGCCUUUUCUCUAAUGUCGAAGUAAGAAAACUAAUCAGGAAAAACUUAAAGGCGCUGAAUUAGAAUGAUCUCUUCUAGUUUCGCACACUUUACUUUGAACUACUAGCCGAGGACUCAUGUGGGACAGAAUGUAUUCAGAUGUGGCAUGGAAGUCGAUUUGAAAAUUCGUAGCUUUAGGCACAUAGGUAGUAGUAGUGGCGCGACCACGUAGAACGAAGAUGCCUCAAAGAAAAUACGAACAUCGUAUUACAACCAUUUCUCCUACCCGCCUGGAUUUGUCAUUUAACGCUCAAUUUCGGGACUAUCUUCAUUGAAUCAAUCGCAUUCAUCGCCGUAAUUGUUUUCUUCAAUAGAAAUAGAACGAGUGCUGAAAAUUUUAUAUCAACGCUAGCAAAACAUGAUCAGUGCCAUACCUUAUUGAAUAAUUCGUCGUCAUAUCUGAGACGACGACUCGCACUACUAGCGAACUUCAGCGAGCUUUAUUUUCACCAACGAAAUAGUUAAGUAGAUAAACGAAGGCGUCAAGAUCAAGUCGAACGGCCUAAACAAUUCAUCCACCUUCUUGAGUGUUAGUGGUCUCAUUAAUUCCCCUCAACAUCUAAGGCUUGGCCGCAAUAUCAUACCUAUGAUCUUUAUGAUGUUGAUGCUUAUCGUGCUAAUUUUGAUCUAACCUUACCUUUUGAUCCCUGUGAUUUUCCCCUGAUGCGAAACCUUGAACCUGGAAGAAACAGAAAGAAACUUUUGUUCCAAAACUUAUAUCAUCGACAUACAUUAUUACACAUCUGAUGACAUCUCCAGCAACUCGUUUUGGUUUUGAUUUGGUGGUGGUAAACUACCUACAAAAAGGAGGCC
This is a messenger RNA of Amoebophrya sp. A25, 1135 nucleotides long. Lineage: Eukaryota; Dinophyceae; Syndiniales; Amoebophryaceae. The record is from the annotation of a GenBank genome assembly.